GCUUGGAGCAACGAGAAAAUGUACAGUGUUUAAUACCCAGUCCAUGAAGCCUACCUUGAUGAGUGGCGCUGUCAUCUUCGAGAUCGAUGCUCUGGAAUUCAACCCUGGCUUCGUAUUAUCUGAGUCUGGAAGACUCAGUUCGCCCUCAUACUCGCCCAAACGCCAACCCCACACCGAGGACGAAAUACACCUCCAGGCAUUUUCAGCGUGAGCCAUCAAUGCGCAACUCGUAACCAAGAACAGGACGUUGGCUACUUCUAAUCACCAGUGCGAGCACAGCGCGUCGGAUUCCCUUGUGAAUUUGCACCUCGAUUUUUGAAUGUUCAUUUCUAGCUGCUGGAAGAGCUUCGGGUCUUAAAAUGGAGAUUUCACGGAGGAUUUCCACUCCAUGCGGCGUAUUGUAGACGUGCAUUCGUCCCACACACAGAGAUCUUGAAGCAAAGUGUCACAUGCACUCGGCCAAUGCAGUUUUGUAGAAAUGUAACAGUCUGUACAUACCACAUCCAGCUUUUGACCCAGCGUGAUCGUGGCAAGAUUACAGUGAUGAUAAGAUUCUACUAAAGAGUAAAAUGAGACUGUGAAACACUGCCAAGGUGAUCGCCAUGGCGAAUAUGUACGAGAAAGUAGUAGAGGUCAUAUCAGCCGCUCCUGCCGAUCGAGACGAUAUGGAUAUUGACAUACUCCUACCGUGGUUUCGACGCAAAGCUGAGCUGUUCAUCUCCAUGGGAAAUGAUGUCAUCAGAGAUAUAAUAAAAAACUGCGAAUUUCGUAGACACAAGGCCGAUGACGUCAUUCUAAGACAAGGAGAUAAGGGACAUAGUUUCUUCGUUGUCCUGAAUGGCUCGAUAUCUGUUUACAUUGCUUCGGAUGCGGACGCGGAUGGGGACGAGGAUGAAUCCACGCCUGUCUUCACUGAGACCCAGAAUGCACCACGGCAUGCAAUGGAGGAGCUAGGGGUAUGCGUCAGAACCCUGGGCCCGGGAUCCAGCUUUGGUGAAUUGGCGCUGAUAGAUUCCGGAAGUGUUCGGAAAGCUUCGGUAGUCGCCAACGAGCCUUCGGAUUUCAUCGUGGUCGAUCGGGAUUUGUACAGCAGAUCACUGAAGUUCGCCCAAAAACGAGAUCUGGAAGAGAAGACAGAUUUUGUCAAUGAUCAUCCACUAUUCAAGGCCUGGAAAUCUCGUCACAAAUCAGUCCUCGCUAUGAGUCUGACUCGCAAGAGGGCGCUGUUUGGUAAUCGACUCGCCCAGCAGGGGUGUCCAGUAUCGGGUGUCCUCUUUGUUCUAAGAGGUCAAGCAAAGGUUUCCAUUGCUCCAUGGAAACAACCUCAUCGCCAACUUUUGAACAGGAAACUACCAAAGCCGACACACGACACAAGCGACGCGCCCAACGACAUUGCCGCUAAAGCAAAGAUUGCCCCGUACAACAUGAAUUUUGACGUUUAUUCCAUCGGCCCCGGGGAUAUGAUAGGGGACAUAGAAAUUUGUUGCGACCUCAGUGACCAUGCGCAGACUGUCACGUGUUUGGGAGCUUUGGAGGCAUUUGAACUCGAUUUAGACAACUUUCACAAGUUGAUAACUAAGAAGAAUCCGAUGACAUUGGACCAACUGCGAAUGGAAACCAAGAUGAAACUUAUCGCACGCGCUUUGAGAGCACAAAAUGAAGGCCUGACAUCCGUGUUGGACGCUCUUCUGAAGAAAAUCUCCCUAGAUGAAAACGAACCGCUGAUUUCGAUUCAAGAAGACACGCGCUAUGACCUUUGGAUGACCCAGCGAGGACCAAUCAUCGACAGCUUAGGACCAGGGUCGCUAUAUUAUCGAACAAAACGAUUGGAUGAAAAGCUUCGGCGGAGGAAAGAAAGGCGGGAACAGAGAGAAAAUGGCGGCGAUGGAAACAUCGUGGUGGAGGAGAACCAACAGAAUACAAAACUUCCAAAUCUGAAUCUACCCAAGAUUCCUGCCACUUCUGAUGACAACAGUGAACGCAACGACAGAAACACCGAGACCCGAAAACAAAGAACUGUUUUGCCUGCGACAUUUCAGGUCAACAGAAUCUUAAACACAACUGUGGAACAAAAAACACUUGCCACUGCUGUCACAAAUCCAGAAGAACAGAUAGUUCAAAACGAGUCCUCACGACUACAAGCAAUCAAAUCAGCUGCAAGAGGGCGUGAAAUGUGUAAUAGCAUGCAACAGUCGUCGUCAAAGCGUAUUACGUUUGAAAAGGGGGCAGCACAGCACAAAGCGACGGUUACUAGGCAACAUCCCUUGAAUGCACCUGGUAUCAUCCCAAGUUAUCUACAUCUCCAUAACCGGUACCUCCGAGCGAGGCAAACAAGCCAGUCCUCGCUUAUAGAUCGAUGGGUGAGAUCUGCUCCAACAGUGGACUACGAUACGGUCGGACUCGAGGGAUUAACAGAAUUACAGGUUCUGAGACGGCAGUACAGCGCGGAUGAAUACAAGAGUCUGAAGGAGAAACUGAGGCUCCAAGAAAAGCGACACGUCCGCUACCUGUCUUCACUCUGGUGACAGAGAGUAGUGCCUGAAACCAUAAUUGCGGCAUGAAGAAAGCUAAACGAUCUACAUAUGACUGAGAUGAUGUCAAGUUGCCAACGUUUGGGAGGGCGAACUAACCAUAACGAUGAGAAGUCAUGCUCUCUUAAUAAGAGCUACACGAUGAACAAUGUGUGAAGCCAUAUAUGACAACCAUUUUGUUUUAGUCUACGGCUACGUCUGAGCAUGGAGGAAUAACGUCCUCAGGAGCACAACUACAGAGUAAUGAAUAUGCAUUUUUCUGACGUUAUCAAGUAUCUCAUGCAUCACAGUGCGACUGGCGUCGUGCACUAUAAAUGCUGGGCAAUCGCGGAAAUUCCAAAGCACUUUCCUCCAGACUAAUUGCCAUAUCGCUAAUAGACUGAUGAUAAAAACACAUCCGCGGCCUUGUUCUAUGAAGUCUGCUCCUCAGUUAAGUCAUGCUCUAAAUUCAGUCUCAGAGAUAAUGCGAUGAGUCAAUUAUAUUCAUAAGGGUGCCCAGACGUUGCAAAUAUAAGCAUAUUCAUUAUGGCCCUAUUUAGGCUCCAAAGAGUAGCCGAAAGGAAGCUUCAAAUCCUCAUCCGGACACAACACUCAAAUCUGUGUCAGCGGUCAGCAUGGAAAGAAUACUGGAAAAGGAUAGUCCAAAAACAGAGUUGUUUAUUUCCUACACAUUCUGGUAAAUAAUUAAAAUCAGAUGUUACCAUAAAUGCGACAACGAUUCCACACUUACGACACUGAAAAUCAUUAACACAUAACUUGAGUAGAAAGCUGUCAACAAAAGAGACAUUUCAUUUAAAUUA
Messenger RNA from Acanthaster planci (crown-of-thorns starfish), 3331 nucleotides. RefSeq lists its product as uncharacterized. The record is from RefSeq and is a predicted model, not a curated record. Lineage: Eukaryota; Metazoa; Echinodermata; Asteroidea; Valvatida; Acanthasteridae.